Molecule: messenger RNA, 2774 nt
Organism: Oreochromis aureus
Lineage: Eukaryota; Metazoa; Chordata; Actinopteri; Cichliformes; Cichlidae
Gene: slc20a1a
Product: solute carrier family 20 member 1a
Exons: 11
Coding region: 455-2365 (636 amino acids)
Biological process (GO): phosphate ion transmembrane transport
Cellular component (GO): membrane
Molecular function (GO): phosphate transmembrane transporter activity
Source: RefSeq, a predicted model, not a curated record
CAAAGGGAGCCUCAAACACUGCAGGCCGCUGGACUGGCACCUCCUCUGACAUCCUCUCACUUUGCAUAACACCUGCCAAGGAAGGCCGAUCACCUGACAGAGAAGCCCAGCGAGCGCAGGGGACAACACAGCGGACACCUUUGCUUACACAUUGUGCAUCAUCAGAGGCUGCCCGUCACAAUGGAUUUCUCCCCCAUCUGUAUACCUUCUCAUUUCACAAUGAAGCCUACAGAGAAACCCUGCAUACCUAGCUAGCAAUUAAUUUAAAUCUCCUUCCCUUUGGAACUUUUAGAUCUGAACUAAAGGGCUCUUCUAUUUUUUAUUGUGGUAGUAAUUUAUUUAUAAAAACAUAUUACCUCAUAAGUUACUGUUAAACCGCAGGGGGGAAAGAGAAAAAAAAGUGGCUUGGAAUAAGAGUGAUUGUGACAAAAACUUAGUUAUAUUGUGAGAAGCGAUGGAUACAACUACAUUAGCGACCCUGGCUGCUGCCACCACCGUGGCUCUGGCCUCUCAGUCUGACAUGUCGGGCUACCUGUGGCUGCUGGUGCUAGGCUUCAUUAUUGCCUUCAUCCUGGCUUUCUCUGUGGGGGCCAAUGAUGUGGCCAACUCAUUCGGUACAGCGGUGGGCUCUGGUGUGGUCACUUUGCGGCAGGCUUGCAUCUUGGCCACCAUCUUUGAGACCGUGGGCUCGGUCCUGCUGGGGGCCAAAGUAAGCGAGACCAUCCGGAAGGGGAUCAUUGACGUCCGGAUGUACAAUGGCUCGGAACACGUCUUGAUGGCGGGAUCGAUAAGUGCUAUGUGUGGCUCUGCUGUGUGGCAGCUGGCAGCGUCGUUCCUGAAGCUCCCCAUUUCUGGAACCCACUGUAUUGUUGGAGCAACAAUUGGGUUUUCCAUGGUAGCCAGAGGUCACCAAGGGGUGAAAUGGAUGGAACUUCUGCGCAUUGUGGCCUCCUGGUUCCUGUCCCCCGUGCUGUCAGGCAUCAUGUCAGCAAUUCUCUUCUAUUUUGUCCGCAAAUUCAUUCUGAAUAAGACUAAUCCUGUACCCAACGGCCUGCGAGCCCUUCCUAUCUUCUACGCCAUCACGAUGGGCAUCAACCUAUUCUCUAUCAUGUUUACAGGAGCACCAUUGCUGGGGUUUGACAGAGUGCCGUGGUGGGGUACGCUGUGCAUUUCUCUGGGCUGCGCUGCCGUCACAGCCUUGUUCGUUUGGUUUGUCGUCUGUCCCCGCCUCAAGAAGAAAAUCCAAGCACAAACAGCUGCUGCUCCCUGUGCAGCUCCGCUCAUGGAGAGGGACUCCAGCAAACCCGUGCAACCGCAGCAGUCCCCAGUAUCCCAUGCACCCCGACCACAGAGCCCUCCAGCAGACAGUCAGAAGGUGGCUUUUAAACUGGGAGGCUCAGAGGAGACGGAUUUAGACAGCAUAGAUGCAGAAACCAAAGACCUGGACAUCGCCAAUGGUCUGAAUGGGACCGUAGGCCCCAUGGUGAUCACUGAUCCUCACAGUGGUCGGUCCCACACAAUCCACAAAGACUCUGGCCUUUACAAGGACCUGCUGCACAAGCUCCACAUGGCCAAGGUUGGCGAAUGCAUUGGUGACAGCGACACAGAAGAGCGGCCCAUCCGGAGGAACAACAGCUACACCUCCUACACCAUGGCUAUUUACGGAAUUCAAGGAGAUGUCAGGUACAAAGACGGGGACGGUGGGCUGCAGAGGAGACCGAGAGUGGACAGUUACAGCAGCUACAGCUCAGCAGUGUCCAACAGGAGUGCAGCUCUGGACGAGAAUGUGGCCCAAGAAGCUGGCACGGACCUCGCUGGCACGGACCUGGAAGAGGAUGAGCUGGAAGUCGACCAGCCUGCCGUUUCCUCGCUUUUCCAGUUCCUGCAGAUACUCACUGCCUGCUUUGGCUCUUUUGCUCAUGGAGGGAAUGAUGUCAGCAAUGCUAUUGGCCCACUGGUGGCUCUCUGGCUUCUGUAUGAGAGUGGCUCCGUCUUGUCAAGUGCACCGACACCUAUCUGGCUGCUUCUUUACGGUGGAGCCGGCAUCUGCAUUGGACUCUGGGUGUGGGGUCGGAGGGUGAUCCAGACCAUGGGCAAAGAUCUCACCCCUAUUACACCCUCGAGUGGAUUCAGCAUCGAGCUGGCCUCAGCAAUCACAGUUGUGGUGGCAUCCAAUAUUGGCCUUCCUGUCAGCACAACCCACUGCAAGGUGGGAUCCGUGGUGGCCGUGGGAUGGUUACGUUCCCGGAAGUCAGUCGACUGGCGUUUGUUCAGGAAUAUCUUCAUAGCCUGGUUUGUUACUGUUCCGAUCUCUGGGCUGAUCAGCGCUGCCAUCAUGGCUCUCUUCAUCUAUGUUGUUCUCUGAGGCCAGCACUGUCCAGCAACACUCCUACUUGAGUUGAUGGACUGCAGCCAACAAGUUGUUUGACUCUGAUAAAUCCUACGCCAAUAAAAAUGUCCUGUUUGUUCUCCGUUUGCUAAUGAUUUAUAUUAUAUCAUUGAGUCAAGGCAAUUAUUUUAUCUCCCAUGGUCACGUCCUUGAAUUAUGUAGACUCUAAUAACAUUCUUCAGUUAUCCGAAAGACUGUGAUCUUGUAUAUCCUUUUGUAUAUUUGUAUAGAAGCAAUGUUUUCAUCAGAUGAUUCCCUUUUGACUGAAAAAGAACGAGCAGCAGUUGUAUGUUUGGAUAUUUGGAUACAGUAAAAUAUGGAGUUGCUUGAUUUGAUGAUAUUUCGAUGUAUUUUACUCACCAUUAAAGAUUUUCUUUUACAGAAA